GUGUAGGUGCAAGACAUUAAAACGAAUCUGAGUACACGAAGACCCUCCACGGCUCUGCAUCUGCUGAGCACAACAACAAAUUCAGAGUACACUGUCGGCUGGAAACUAUUUACGCAAAUGAAAAAUGAUUAACCCACUCUCACUAUCACUCGCAUCUCAUAUCUCUUCUGCUAACCUAAGCCUCCCCAACGAACCCUUUUCGCUAACCUAAGCCCCGUGCAUUUUUCACCAUCAUGCCAUCCCUCAAACUCUCUAUGCUCUCCUCUGUUUACGCCUUGCCCUAUAAAUGGGCGCGCACAAUAACAACAACCACCACCACCACCACCACCACUAGCUCCGCCGCCGUCACCAGAGCCAGAAUACAGGGCCGAUCGGUGGUUCUGAAUAUCAGCCAUCAAGGGAUAAUACAGGCGGCGUGGAGGAUAAAGCCGUGCGCACCCCUCAUCCUCCCGGCGCACGAUAAGGCCCCGUAUAGGAAGUUAGGGUUUCGUGGUCAGAAUUCGUUUUAUUCUUCCGAAGACAGAGGAGUAGGGUCUGGUGGUGUAAUGACUGACAUGGGUUCAGAGAAUAAUGGCGAUCAAUGGCCGCCGGAGGAGAACCACAACCACCACCACCACCGCCAACCGCCACCACAAGAGUCCACAAAAUUGCUCACAUUGCCCACUGUCUUGACCAUUAGCCGCGUCGCCGCCGUUCCGCUUCUCGUUGGCACUUUUUACGUGAAUAGUUGGUGGGGAACAACUGCUACAACAAGUAUUUUCAUUGCUGCAGCAAUUACAGAUUGGCUUGAUGGGUACAUCGCUCGGAAGAUGAGGUUAGGAAGUGCAUUUGGUGCAUUUUUAGAUCCAGUGGCUGAUAAGCUUAUGGUUGCUGCCACCUUGGUCUUAUUGUGUACCAGACCCUUUGAAGUUCCCAUGUUUGGACAAGUGCCAUGGCUACUGACUGUACCUGCAAUUGCAAUAAUUGGUAGAGAG
Messenger RNA from Camellia sinensis, 974 nucleotides. NCBI's taxonomy places the organism in Eukaryota, Viridiplantae, Streptophyta, Magnoliopsida, Ericales, Theaceae. The record is from RefSeq and is a predicted model, not a curated record.